Molecule: messenger RNA, 1116 nt
Organism: Castor canadensis (American beaver)
Lineage: Eukaryota; Metazoa; Chordata; Mammalia; Rodentia; Castoridae
Source: RefSeq, a predicted model, not a curated record
GUUUCUUAAGCUUCUAGCAUCAGCCCUCCAGAGUCACACCAGGAGCAAGACAGUGGGACCAGUUCGCUGUUAUCCGGAAAUCCCCUUCACUGGGUCUGGCCUGAGUUGGGAGCCAUGGAAUUAGCUGGAAUAAGCAUGCUGAGCUCAUCCCUGGCCUCCAAGAUAAUGGCAGCAGCGACCAUGGCUCAAGCUGGUGGGGCAGCCUCUAGGGCAAUGCUAGCUGGCCUUUCAUCACAGGGACUCACCCUGUUAUCCCAGACUGCCCUGGGCCCUGCAGCAGCUACCCUUGGACCCUUGCUGGGGAAACUGAAUGUUGGCGCCUUACUGCCAAGGUGCUCUGCUUCUGCCCUGGCUGCUUUGCCAGUUGGAGCCAAGGCUGCUACAGUUGCAUUGGGAGGAGCCAUGGCAGUGGGGGCUGUGCCUGUGGUGCUGGGUGCCAUGGGCUUCACUGGGGCAGGAAUCGCUGCCUCGUCCAUAGCAGCCAAGAUGAUGUCGGCAGCGGCUAUUGCCAAUGGUGGUGGAGUUGCAGCGGGCAGCCUGGUGGCCACUCUUCAGUCAGUGGGUGAGUGUUGGGAUGGGAGGACCAGAGUCAGGCAAAGGCCCAACCCUGAUCUUAGCCCCGGGCCCCUCAGUCUUUCUUCCUGUCUCACCCUCUACCUUCUCGUUCCUGGUUUCUUUGGGAGAGGUAGAGGAGGGAGCCCUACCUGAGGCCUGCUGGGUUCAGGCCAGCUUACUUGGGGCAUUUUCCCCAUCUUGGAGGUCAGCCUGCUUCCCAACAGAGCAAGGCUGCUUCCAGCUGGCUUCUUCACUGGAGUUCUUGCUCUGGGGGCCUUGGCUCUGACCCUCUGUCCUCUUGAGGUGCUCAGGCCUGUUCCAUUUGUUCACUCUGUGCUUUUUCUGUAGGAGCCACUGGACUCUCUUUGUCAUCCAAAGCCCUUGUGGGCAGCAUAGGGUCUGCCCUUGUGGCCCGUGUGGUGGGCCUCUAAGAGCUGCAUUACCAUGUCCUGCAAAGAAGAGGACUGCCACACACCUGGCCUUACCCAUGGAGGGACCGGUCUUGGUGGAAUAAUCCACCAAAUGCUUCCCCACCAAGGGGAAAAUAAAAUAAAAAUGAUU